Molecule: messenger RNA, 2528 nt
Organism: Thalassophryne amazonica
Lineage: Eukaryota; Metazoa; Chordata; Actinopteri; Batrachoidiformes; Batrachoididae
Gene: slc25a25b
Product: solute carrier family 25 member 25b
Exons: 11
Coding region: 458-2023 (521 amino acids)
Biological process (GO): transmembrane transport
Cellular component (GO): mitochondrial inner membrane
Molecular function (GO): ATP transmembrane transporter activity; calcium ion binding
Source: RefSeq, a predicted model, not a curated record
CCUCGGUAUUAUCGUGGGUAUUAUGUCUGUGGGCUUUCGGUCACACGCGGUUAUACUGAAUUCUCGCGUGAUACUGCGAGGCUACAAUUACGGAGCCAAAUGUGUUAUUUUUCUCACUGUGAAUUAACGGAACGUGAAUUAUCGAGGGCUUAGAUUUUGCAAGUUUUAGCGUCUGUAACUCGGGUAGUGUAACUCUUUUAUUUGUUGUUAAUAAACUCGGAGCUGCGUUUGUUGUUCGAGGUGAUUCUUUGAAGGUAUUUUAGGCGCCGAGAGCUCUUCAUCCCAUCACAGCGCUAGCUAGCUGACUUCACUUCUUGCGUGGAAUUACCACGAGGAGCUCGUUGUUGGGGAAAAAACGCCGGUACAGUUUUUUGUGAAUCGUCGUGGCGUUCGAGUGUGGGGUGGGUUUCUUGUCACUCUUGGAUUGCGAUAACAUGUGACGUGGUAGCUCCCGGCUAUGGUGCCGCCACCGCCCCGUGAUGUGUCCUGCCAGUGCCGGGCUGCUGAGGCUCACCCGGGGGUCGACAGCGACCGCAAAGCUCCGGCGUCCAGCUGGGAUCCGGACGGCACCCAGCAAGCGCCACCGUGUGAUCUGUGCGGAGGUCCCGAGCAGGAGCACCGGAUGAAGGUUCUGUUCCAGGUCCUGGACGUGAACGGAGACGGCGGCAUCUGUAUCAACGACCUGACGAUCGGACUCAAGAAACUGGGAGUACAUCGGACUGAACACGAGCUUAUGAAAAUUGUCAAAGCAGGAGACAAAGAUUUGGAUGGACAGUUAGACUUUGAAGAGUUUGUCCAUUAUCUCAGGGAUCAUGAGAAGAAACUCCGCCUUGUUUUCAAGAGUCUGGACAAGAAGAAUGAUGGUCAGAUUGACUCGCAGGAAAUCAUGCAGUCGCUUCGAGAUCUGGGCGUGAACAUCUCAGAAGACCAGGCCGAGAAGAUUCUUAAAAGAUUAAGGAGGGGUCAUAUCUGGGCCCCUAUUGUGUAUAUGGAUAAAAAUGGCACCAUGACCAUUGACUGGGAUGAGUGGCGUGAUUACCACCUCCUGCAUCCGGCUGACAACAUUCCUGAAAUCAUCCUUUACUGGAAACACUCUACGAUCUUUGACGUCGGAGAAAGUUUGAUAGUGCCUGAUGAGUUCACAGCAGAAGAAAAGCAGACAGGCAUGUUGUGGCGACACCUAGCAGCUGGAGGAGGUGCAGGUGCAGUGUCUCGAACGUGCACUGCACCACUUGACAGGCUCAAAGUGCUCAUGCAGGUUCACGCUUCCAAGAGCAACAGCAUGCGUAUUGCUGGUGGCUUUGCCCAGAUGAUCAGGGAGGGAGGAGUGAGGUCACUGUGGCGAGGAAAUGGCAUCAAUGUCAUCAAAAUCGCCCCUGAGUCAGCAAUCAAAUUCAUGGCCUAUGAACAGAUUAAACGAUUAAUUGGAAGUAGCCAGGAAGUUUUGGGCAUCACAGAACGGUUUGUGGCAGGUUCUCUGGCUGGAGUGAUUGCUCAGAGCAGCAUCUACCCCAUGGAGGUCCUGAAGACACGAUUAGCUCUGAGGAAGACCGGCCAGUACUCGGGCAUCAUGGAUUGUGCCAAACAUAUCCUCAGGAAGGAGGGUGUGACUGCGUUUUACAAGGGCUAUGUUCCCAACAUGCUGGGCAUCAUCCCCUAUGCUGGCAUUGACUUGGCUGUCUAUGAGACUCUGAAGAAUUCGUGGCUGCAGCGGUUUGCCACAGACAGUGCAAAUCCAGGAGUGUUUGUGCUUCUGGCUUGUGGGACAACUUCCAGCACGUGCGGCCAGCUUGCCAGCUAUCCGCUAGCCCUGGUCAGGACUCGAAUGCAGGCGCAAGCUACCCAGGAAGGAGGCCCUCAGAUGACCAUGAUGGGCCUGUUCAGGCACAUAGUCAGGACUGAAGGUGCGAUGGGACUCUAUCGAGGCCUGGCGCCUAAUUUUAUGAAGGUCAUUCCAUCCGUCAGCAUCAGCUACGUAGUUUAUGAACACCUGAAGAUCACCCUCGGGGUCCAGUCAAAGUGAGGACGAUGGGGAACAAGAGAAGAAGAUCUAAAGGUCAUUUUCUGAAGCAUUCUGGAGACCAGUGUUGGCUUCUAAGAAACAAGCAACUGGGUUUUGGAGGUAAACCAAAUGUUGAUGAUCUGAAAGUUUGAAGGAUGUCAAAGCGUGGGAGUGAAGAUAUAUCUGAGGAAAGCUAUAUUCUGGUGUUAUUUGAAAUACAGUUUUAUUUAAAUUGUAGGCUUUGGUAUUCAGCACUGGUUCAGAACUCCAUGUUUAGUUCUACAUGCUGAUUUUUGGGUCCUGAUGACGCGUUUAGUGUUGAAUCACUUGAAGAAUGUUAGAUUUGUGGCAGCAGCUGUACGUCGAUGAAUCAGGAAUCCUUCAUUGGACUGCUGAAGAAAUGCAAUCAUACAUUUUCCAUGAAUCCCUGCUGGGAGAUGCAAAUAUUCCAAAGAUCUACAGGUAAUGCUGUGAAAAGCUUUUGUGUUUCAUGACAUAUUUCCCACAUUUUUUGUAAACAUUUAAU